GUCAUUUCAGGGUGGACACUCUAUUCGAUUUUACAGGAACUUGGUUACUGGGACGGAGAGGCAACCAAAUAGAAGGGCUUUCUCGUCUCAUCAUGUAGAGAUAAUAAGUAUUGAGCCCAGUUUCAACACGAUAGAUUCAAAUUCGAAUCAACUUCAUCAUAACGUGCCAUGUACUCUCAACAAUGUUCAUGAAUGAGAAAGCCAAAUCAUAUGUACCCAUGGGGAUUCGUUUCUCCUCCACUCCUACGCCUCAUGAAAGAUGCUGUCUGUCUGUUUGUCUGUCUGCCUUCACCAUCUACUAUCUCUCCCUUGGAAGGCUCAGAUCGGCGAAUGGUAUGUCCAUCAUAUACCUCAUCCGAAUGUACUUGCCAGCCUAAUGACAGAUGCCGACAUCACAAAAAGAAUAAUAAGGAAGCAAAGAUCGAAACCGAAGCAGGAAGGGCAGGGAAGAAAGGAAGAUAGGGGAACGCUGCACCACAACAAGAACCACUGCAAAUUGCUGCAUCUGGCGAGAAGAAAAAAGGUUGGGCGAAA
Aspergillus steynii IBT 23096 is the source of this 534-nucleotide messenger RNA. RefSeq lists its product as uncharacterized. The transcript has a single exon. NCBI's taxonomy places the organism in Eukaryota, Fungi, Ascomycota, Eurotiomycetes, Eurotiales, Aspergillaceae. Bases 193 to 462 code for a protein of 89 amino acids. The record is from RefSeq and is a predicted model, not a curated record.